AUGACUUCUUUUGGCGACACAAAGCUGCGGAACCUGGGAGACUACUUUGGAGGUAAUAUAUCCAGAGGAGCUGAUCCUAUGUGGCAGGGAUGGAAGAGAAUAUGGAACAGCUACCGGGCCAAAUACGUAACAUGCAAGAAUGCUAGAAUGACGCCGUUUCUACACAUUGUUUUCCUGUCCAUGGCUUUGAAUUACGCCAUUGACUAUCCUCACUUAAAAGGUAAGUUAGUUUUUGCUUAGGUUUAUCGAAGGAAGACUUCAAUAUAUCAGAAUGAGCCAGUGCUGUCAACUCCAGAUUUUGCAUCGUAUCUUACAGUCUGAUAAGCGGUCAGUAUAAAACACGGACUACGGACUGCGGACUACGGACUGCGGACUGAGUAUAAAAUACGGACUAGGUAUAAAACGCGGACUGGAAAAUACGGACUGGGUAUAAAACACGGACUAGGUAUAAAACGCGGACUGCGGACUGCGGACUGCGUAUAAAAUACAGGCUACGGACUACUUUGGUAAAAACGGUGCUAAUUGGUUCUAGGUAAGGAAAAAUAAGAUCAAAAGAUCGCUAAAUAGCAAGACACGUGANUGGAACAGCUACCGGGCCAAAUACGUAACAUGCAAGAAUGCUAGAAUGACGCCGUUUCUACACAUUGUUUUCCUGUCCAUGGCUUUGAAUUACGCCAUUGACUAUCCUCACUUAAAAGGUAAGUUAGUUUUGUUUAGGUUUAUCGAAGGAAGACUUCAAUAUAUGAGAAUGAGCCAGUGCUAUCAACUCCAGAUUUUGCACCGUAUCUUAGAGUCAGAUAUCUCUCGGAUAAGCGCCAAAGUUGCUAUUUCUUGUAGACUCCACUUUUUGACCAUAAAAUUUCAUUUAUUUUGCGUUGUUUGAGCUACUGUUAACAUGGAACGUUUCCUCAUAAAUUCUAAAUAUGAACUGUUUAUGUGCUGUAUACGUCGAUCGGAAUCAACGAGCAUUUUGGGCACAAAUGACGUCAUUUGUCGUGCGGUGACGUCGUCUAUCACCCCUUCCCUGUCAAUUCUCAAUAUAUCAUGACGUGGGGGGUUGACAGCCCUGAGAAUCGAUGCUAGUUUAGGCAGUUAAUUUAAUAGAUACAAGUGGAGGGACAUGAUAAGGGGUUUUUUUCCAAUGGUACAGAGCCACUGUAACUUCUGGAUCCCUCACCCUGUAACUAGUCUUUUCUCAGAAUUUGCUGGAGGUGGCUGGCUGGGUUUUAACUUUCUCUGUUAAUAGGGAGUUUAAGAUGCCACUCUGGCAACGAUAUAAGAACAUCAAAAAAGCAAUAUUGGUUUGAUAAGCAAAAAAAACAACUUUGCAAAUGCACAUGCACAUGCACAGUGUGCAAAGAAAUUAGUGUCUGAUAGCCCGGAGCUAGUGGACAUUGCUACUGGGCUAGUAAAUUCUUUUCUUAACUUGCCGAAUGGGCCAGCGAAGUUUUUUGGGAAAUUCAGAUUACAGAAAAACUGAUAAAUCCUGUUGAUCAAAAUUGUUUUUUCCAGGCUAGUGGGCUAGUACAUACUAGCUACAGGUUGCCUGAAUGGCGAGCUGUAAAACUGACUUUCUUUGCACUCUGAUGUAUCACUCUUUUUUGUACAUUUCUUUGCUGUCACUGCACAAUUAGAGAUGAAAUUGCCUAAUUUCAUGUUUUGUGUAGGACGUAAACAAGUGUUUUCCCAAAAUUCACUUUCUCUACCUGAAAUUGGAUAUGGUUCUUAAGGAUUCAACUCCAGGUCCCCAGUUUGAACACUAGAUAGCGCUAUUCACCAGGGCCCGGUUCCUGAGAGGCCGAUUAGCAUUAAACUAGGAUUAAAAUUUUGUUCCACUUUUGCAUUUACUGUUCUACGCAUUUCUUAGAGUAAGAUUUUGUGUUAUCAUUUCUUUUUUUCGAAGUAAGGGCACAACAGUAUUUCAUUAGCUCAGUUACUUGUUCGUAGACAAGAAAACCUUGCUUAAAAUUUGGCUUAAUCCUGGGUUAAACGUAACCAUCUUUCAAGGAAGCGGGCCCAGAUAAAUCACUAUUCAGCAGAAACAAUAGCCUUAUCCCCCUUUUGAACAAGUGGGGCUUGGAGAGUUUUCUUACGUUUGACAACGUGGGUGAUUUGACAUAAUUGGAACGAAAAUUGAAAGAACACGAAACACUUUUUCGAUGACAUUUUUACUGUGGUCAUCAUUGUGGUAUAUUAAACCCCCCCAAUGUUAGCCCUAGGGUGGAGGGCUGGGUGGAGUGUGUUACUCUUGGGAAGUUGGCAGAAAAAGCCAUCCCCUGUUGGGAGAUUUUCACACCACGUUCGACACCAGAAUGCCGUCGCUCAAAAGGUGGAUAAAUGUUAUUCAGCGGAUAAAUCUCCAUCCAGUGGAUGGUUCAAUUGGUUUUCCUUAUACUUAUCCACGGGAUAGUGAAUUAUCAGGUGGAAAACACUAUCCAAUGUUUAAACAGCUGCGGCUAAGCAGAUAAACAUUUACUCUUAUAUUAAGGUGCCUGUAAUAACUUCCUUUUUUCUGGGGAUGAUCAGUUUCAUUUAUUAUGGAUAAACUUAAAAUUGUUAAAUUGCCCCGGUUUAUGCCACGCCCCUUCCCCCAAUCCAAGCGAGAUGCAAGCAUAAAGCCUUUUGUGGCAUAAGUGCAUCAACCUCAAAUAAUUCUACCUAAAAACAAUAUACAAACUAAGGUCCUUUCUGUCAGUGAGUGAAACUUUGCACAGCACUUGCAUGUUGUAUUGCACCUUCAUGAAGCUUAAGAAUUGUUUGUGUGUGUAAAAUCCUGUUUUAUUUUUUUUUUUUCAAAGCACAUUCUCUGUGGAGGAAGUAUCACUGAAAACUGUGUAAAGUUCUUGGUCUCAGUUCAAUGCUAUGCUGGAUUACAAGAUUACAAGUGCAGUGGAUUUAUUUUUUGCUGUAAUUAA
This is a messenger RNA of Porites evermanni, 2915 nucleotides long. NCBI's taxonomy places the organism in Eukaryota, Metazoa, Cnidaria, Anthozoa, Scleractinia, Poritidae. The record is from the annotation of a GenBank genome assembly.